AUGUUUCUCCACUCAGUCAGUCUUUGGAACUUGGCGUUUUAUGUCUCCAUGGUCUUUAUGGCGACCCUCGGACUGUGGGAUGUCUUUUUCGGCUUUGAAGAGAACAAGUGCAGUAUGAGCUACAUGUUUGAGUACCCGGAGUAUCAGAAAAUACAACUUCCAAAGAAACUUGCAAAACGCUAUCCAACAUAUGAGUUAUAUCUUUAUGGAGAAGGAUCAUAUGCUGAAGAACACAAAAUUCUCCCUUUGACGGGUAUUCCAGUUCUCUUUCUUCCUGGUAAUGCUGGAAGUUAUAAGCAAGUUCGUUCUGUUGGCUCUAUUGCCCUUAGAAAAGCAGAAGACAUUGACUUCAAGUACCACUUUGACUUCUUUAGUGUGAACUUCAAUGAAGAAUUGGUGGCACUGUAUGGUGGAAGUCUUCAGAAGCAGACCAAGUUUGUACAUGAAUGCAUUAAGACAAUUCUUAAACUCUAUAAGGGUCAAGAAUUUGCUCCAAAAAGUGUGGCAAUAAUUGGUCAUUCUAUGGGUGGCCUUGUUGCAAGAGCAUUGCUUACACUUAAAAAUUUUAAACAAGAUUUGAUAAAUCUUCUCAUUACACAAGCCACGCCUCAUGUUGCUCCUGUGAUGCCAUUAGACCGUUUCAUUACAGAUUUUUAUAUGACUAUAAACAACUAUUGGAUUCUAAAUGCUCAACACAUAAAUUUAACCACACUUUCUGUGGCUGGAGGAUUCCGGGAUUACCAAGUUCGUUCAGGACUGACUUUUCUACCAAAAUUAAGCCAUCAUACCAGUGCCUUAUCUGUUGUGAGUUCAGCAGUGCCCAAGACCUGGGUUUCAACAGAUCACCUCUCCAUUGUGUGGUGUAAACAGUUGCAAUUGACUACAGUUCGAGCAUUCUUUGAUCUUAUUGAUGCUGAUACUAAACAAAUAACUCAAAAUUCCAAGAAGAAAUUGUCGGUUUUGAAUCACCACUUUAUAAGACAUCCUUCAAAACAGUUUGAGGAAAAUCCAGCUAUAAUUUCUGACUUAACAGGAACAUCUAUGUGGGUUCCAGUAAAAGUGUCCAAAUGGUCUUAUGUGGCUUAUAAUGAAUCUGAUAAAAUAUAUUUUACAUUUCCUCUUGAAAAUCAUAGAAAAAUCUACACUCAUGCCUAUUGUCAGAGCACUAUGCUGGAUACAAAUAGUUGGAUUUUUGGCUGUAUAAAUAGCACUUCUAUGUGCCGGCAAGGGGUUGAUUUAUCAUGGAAAGCUGAACUGCUGCCAACAAUUAAGUCUCUGAUGUUAAGACUUCAAGACUAUCCCUCUUUGUCUCAUCUUGUUGUUUAUGUACCAUCUAUUCAUGGAAGUAAGUUUGUUGUAGAUUGUGAAUUCUUUAAAGAAGAGACAAGAUCCAUACAGCUUCCCGUAACUCAUCUUUUUUCCUUUGGAUUGUCUUCAAGGAAAGUGGUAUUAAAUACAAGCGGCCUGUACUACAAUAUAGAGCUUCUGAACUUUGGACAGAUAUAUCAAGCUUUUAAAAUCAACGUGGUAAGCAAGUGCUCAGGAGCCAAAGAAGAAAUAACUAGUAUCUAUAAAUUUCAUAUUCCCUGGUCUUAUGAAGAUUCACUAACUAUUGCGCAGGUUCCAUCUUCUACCGAAAUUUCUCUGAAACUCCAUAUUGCUCAACCAGAAAAUGAUAGCCAUGUGGCAUUAUUAAAAAUGUACACAUCACCAGACUGUCAGUAUGAGGUCACAGUUAAGACUUCUUUUUCACAAAUACUUGGACAGGUAGUUAGAUUUCAUGGUGGAGCUCUUCCUGCUUAUGUUAUGUCUAGUAACCUUCUUGCUUAUGGAGGACAGUUAUAUUCUCUUUUCUCAACAGGUUAUUGCUUGGAAUAUGCUACCAUAUUGGAUAAAGAAGCCAAACCAUACAAAGUUGAUCCUUUUGUAAUUAUGACUAAGUUUCUAUUGGGGUAUAAAUGGUUUAAAGAAUUGUGGGACACAUUACUACUGCCAGAGUUAGAUGCCAUGGUGCUAACUAGUCAGAGCAUGUGUUUCCCCCUUGUGUCCUUGAUUCUCUUUCUCUUUGGAACUUGUACUGCCUACUGGAGUGCCCUGUUAUCCUCUGCAUCUGUGCGACUCCUUUCUUCAUUGUGGUUAGCUUUAAAAAGACCCUCUGAACUUCCUAAAGAUAUCAAGAUGCUAUCACCAGACUUGCCCUUUUUGACAGUUGUUUUGAUCAUAGUCGGUUGGACAACUUGCGGAGCACUUGCCAUACUUCUUUCUUACCUUCACUAUGUGUUUAAGAUUAUUCAUCUGCAAGCCAGCCUCACAACUUUUAAAAAUAAGCAGUCUGUGAAUCCUAAACACUCUAGAAGAAGUGAAAAAAAGUUCAAUCACCGUAAAGACGUGACAGCACACCAUCUUCAUUUAUCUGCUAAUGAUGCUGAAGACAGUCUUCGAAUGCACAGUACUGUCGUUAACUUAUUAACAUGGAUUGUAUUACUCAGCAUGCCAUCUCUAAUUUAUUGGUUAAAGAAUCUUAGAUAUUGUUUUAAACUUACUCCUGAUCCAUGUAAACCUUUGGCCUUUAUCCUUAUUCCAACUGUGGCAGUUCUUGGAAAUACUUACACUGUUUCAAUAAAAUCAAGUAAAUUGUUGAAGACUGCUUCACAGUUUCCACUUCCUCUGGCUGUUGGUGUGAUUGCUUUUGGGUCAGCACACUUAUAUAGGGUUCCAUGCUUUGUCUUGGUUCCUCUUUUACUCCACGCAUUAUGCAACUUUAUGUAAGAUUGAACUUAAAAGAACGAUAAAGGUGAUUUAUGCCUUUAGGGCUAGUAAGAAGAAGAAACACAAAAAUUCAUCAAUGUGGACAGCAAGAUCCUUUGGAGAAGACAAGUCUAUUUUUACAGUAUUGAAAAUAGGAAAUUAGUUUUGUAAUGCUCAAGGAAAGUAGUGGAAGCAUGGUUUUGUUUUGUGGUGUGGAAUCAGUACACUAAUCAUUUUCAAAAAAUUGGUGAAGGGACUUACGGGGGCCACUGUGUUUGAGGACUCCUGUGCAUAUCAGCUAUUCUACUUCAUCAGCCAAACCAGAGAUCUUCUCUCAGAGACAUAGUAGAUGCAGCAUUGUCAUUUUACCUCAAGCAUCCUGCUUGUUUCAUCAAACUUUUUUCUG
Messenger RNA from Otolemur garnettii (small-eared galago), 3154 nucleotides. RefSeq names its product post-GPI attachment to proteins 1 (gene PGAP1). The transcript is spliced from 27 exons. Gene Ontology annotation, molecular function: phosphatidylinositol deacylase activity. NCBI's taxonomy places the organism in Eukaryota, Metazoa, Chordata, Mammalia, Primates, Galagidae. Gene Ontology annotation, cellular component: endoplasmic reticulum. Bases 1 to 2769 code for a protein of 922 amino acids. The record is from RefSeq and is a predicted model, not a curated record. Gene Ontology annotation, biological process: GPI anchor metabolic process; endoplasmic reticulum to Golgi vesicle-mediated transport.